Brassica oleracea var. oleracea is the source of this 1644-nucleotide messenger RNA. RefSeq names its product probable WRKY transcription factor 34. Gene Ontology annotation, molecular function: DNA-binding transcription factor activity; sequence-specific DNA binding. Gene Ontology annotation, biological process: regulation of DNA-templated transcription. The coding region runs from base 1 to 1644 and encodes 547 amino acids. Lineage: Eukaryota; Viridiplantae; Streptophyta; Magnoliopsida; Brassicales; Brassicaceae. The record is from RefSeq and is a predicted model, not a curated record. The transcript has 4 exons.
AUGCCUGGUUUUGAUAAUAACUUUGCCGUGAUGGGAGAAUGGUUAGACCCUAUUCCUAACCACAAGAAGAGAUCCAAAGCUGAGCUUGAAAGAGAGGUCCAUUUAGAAGACAUUAAGAAUAAGGGUUUUAUGCAUGCAAGUUUUCAAGAGAAACCGUGCUACUCAAGCAAUGGUCUUAGUGAGAGGAUUGCUGCGAGAACCGGGUUUAAAGUACCAAGGUUAAAGACUGAGAGUAUUUUUCCAUCUACAUGUUUAGCCAUCUCUUCUCCUGGUGUUAGCCCAGCAACUCUACUAGAGUCUCCUGUUUUCCUCUCAAACCCUUUGACAUCUCCAACAACAGGAAAGCUCUCAUCACUACCUUCAGAUAAAGCUAAAUAUGAGUUCAUUGAAGACAUUUCCUUAACCUUGAGCCUCGAUCCUACUACAAACAUCGGUUCAGAACCCGAUGAUUCACAAGCCUAUGAGCAAGCACACGACAGCGAUUUAGGAGACUCGAUGCCUAGUGGUGCGCCUGGAGAUGAUGGAUACAACUGGAGAAAAUACGGACAGAAGCUAGUUAAAGGAAGCGAGUAUCCACGUAGCUAUUACAAGUGCACGCACCCGAACUGUGAGGUCAAGAAGAAGGUUGAACGGUCUCGGGAAGGUCAUAUUACUGAGAUCGUAUACGUGAAAACUCAUAACCACCUCAAACCUCCAACAAACAGACGUUCAGGCACCGGACGAUCUGGUACAGGCGAUGACAUGCAAAUAGAUGGAACUGGAACCAAGGAGAACUUACAAUGGACAUCACCUGUUUAUGAAGAGGUCGGAUACGGAAGCCAUUCUGGAUCAAUGCAGGUUCAAAGCGGGACUCAGUUCGGGUAUGGUGGUGUAGCAACCGAUGCCUUCUCUAAGGAUGAAGAAGAUCGCACGUCCUACAUGAGUGUCUCUCUGGGUUACGACGGACAAGUAGAUGAAUCCGAGCCAAAGAGGAGGAAACUGGAAACGAGUGGAUCAAGCCGAGGCACCCGUGAGCCAAAAGUCGUGGUGAAGACCACAAGUGAUAUUGACAUCCUCGAAGAUGGCUAUCGCUGGCGCAAGUAUGGGCAAAAGGUCGUCAAGGGAAACCCGAAUCCGAGGAGCUACUAUAAAUGCACAGCUAGUGGAUGUAACGUAACUAAGCAUGUGGAGAGAGCUUCUGAUGACCUCACGUCCGUACUAACCACUUACAUAGGCAAACACAAUCACGCAGUACCAGCAGCACGUAACAGCAGCCACGUCGGUUCGGGCAGCUCAGGGACCGUCCAAGGCGGUUUAGCGACUCAGACCCACAACCAACAUGUGCACUAUCCAGUGCCACGCAGUAGUUCUGAGGGAAUGGUCACAGCCAACUCAUCACUACAUGACUUCCAGCCAUACCUGAGGUCUCCUUCAGGUUUCUCGGUUUACUAUGUAGGCGAAGCCGAGCUUACAGAUAUUUCAGUGUCUGGUUUACCUAUUGGGCAAGAGAGGUUUCUCGGCCUGGAAGCGCUUGCCACUGGUGAUCCGGAUGGGCUGAUGUUGCAGUUAGCAGCAGAGCCGAAGGUGGAACAAAUGUCACAACAGGAACUAGGAUUGUCAAGGAGCUCAUUGAUAGAUAUAAUGAGUAGAUUACCACAAAUAUGA